GUUCAAGUGAACUGCUGAAAUGUCAUUACUAUGGCCAGUCAGAAUACUUCUUAUGAGGACAAUCAAUGCCGAUCGUUUUAAAAUCAACUCGUUAGAAUACAUGAUCCAAUGUGUGAUACUUUGAACUCUCGGCACCCUGACAAAUCCAGGAUGGGUGGUGAUUACACCGAAAACGUAUGAAAUCAUCACCGGCAGUCAUUGACAGUCAGCUAGCCCCUGGACCUCCUUCAUUGUCAUUGUAGAAAAUGGGGAAAAACUCACCAACCACUCGAGAUGAGUGCACCGAGUACGUCUUCCACAACACCAACGAACACAUGGCAACGAAGCCUCGGGGGAUCUCAGUCCACGAAGGAAGGGAAGGGUGGACUGAGAUUCCUCGAAUCUGGGCGGGCACAGAUAUCGAGAAUCAGAGAUGCGGGAAGAGUGAUUGACUGACAGUGACAACGAGCCACAAGAGGCGUGUGGCACAAGGACGCGAAGCCGGUAAGCCACAGCAGCCGUGUCGAGUUCUGAAUGGCUGACAACGCGGUACGCAGGUCGAGGCCGACUCCGUUGGCUGGCAACUAUGUAAGAUGUGGGGCGACCACAGUGGCCGUGGGGUCUCGAUGGCGCCUUGUCCGUGAGCAUGGAGGGUCAUAAGCAGCGCUAGGGGAGGCAGUCGAGGAGGCGGUGUCAGCUUCAGUUUCUGUGCUUCUCCAGCAAAUCUCUCUUCCCCUUCCCUUCCCUUAUUCGGGCACGAAUCAGAACUCGCCGGGCUCUGAUCGCUCGCAGUGGCAGAGGCGUGUUUGGCGCUUCCGGAAUCGAUGCAAGCUGCUGCCACGGCUGGAAGAAUUGAAUCAUCGAGAGGCAAUCGGAGCGAUUUGAGGAAUUGUUACCGUGGGCCGACAUUUGAGAAGCAGGCGAGGAUUUGAGGAUUUGAGGAUUUGAGGAUUUGAGGAGGACGAGGAUUUGAAGAGGAGGACGAGAUGGGUCGGAAGAAGGAUGAAGCGGCAGGCGGAGGUGCCACGGCGGGUGCAGGGAAGAGUAGCAAAUCGAGCAAGGAUGCUGCUCCCAAGAAGGAGAGGUUGAGUGUGUCUGCGUUUUUGUCGAACAUUGAUAAGCCCAAGUCUGAGAAGCCCGCUCCUGGAUCGAAAGCGAAACCUAAAACUGCUCCGAAGGCGACGAGUGCGUACACGGAUGUGGAUUUGCCUCCUUCCGAUGAGGAGGAAGAGGAGGUAGAGGGAGCAGGAACCGAGGAAGAGCAGAUUGCCAAAGUGGGCAGACGACAUGCGAAAACUGCCCAACCAUCGGCGCUGGAUGUGUCUGUGUCCGAGCGCGAGGCCAAGAAGAAAGAAAAGAAGGAGCAGAUGAUGGCUGUCGCGCAGGAGGCUGCCCGACAGGAAGCUCUGAAGGAUGACGGGAAUGCGUUUUCGGUCGUCAUCGGAGCCAGAACUGCCGCCAUGGACGGAGAGGACGGGCACGACGCGAACAUGAAGGAUAUCAAAAUUGAUAGCUUCUCUGUCUCUGCUCGUGGUAAGGAGCUUCUGAAGAACACUGCCCUUACCAUCGUGCAUGGUCGAAGGUACGGUCUAGUCGGUCCGAAUGGUAAGGGAAAGUCGACUCUGCUGAAAUUGCUAGCGUGGAGGCAGAUCCCUGUCCCGAAGAACAUCGAUGUGCUACUUGUGGAGCAGGAAGUCGUGGGGGACGACAGAACUGCUCUUAUGGCUGUUGUCUCUGCCAAUGAGGAGCUCAUGAAGCUCAGAGAGCAAGCCGCGAAGCUGCAGGAGCUUUCUUUGACGGAGGACAAGGAGGACGAUGCAGAGGGGGAAGAUGCGUCUGAAAAGCUCACCGAAAUUUACGAGAGCUUGCAGGCUAUGGAUUCCGAUGCGGCGGAAGCUCGAGCAUCCAAGAUUUUGGCGGGUCUAGGGUUUACUACCGCCAUGCAGGGCAGGUCCACAAAAUCAUUCAGUGGAGGUUGGAGAAUGCGAAUUUCUCUUGCUCGGGCCCUUUUCGUUCAGCCCACACUUCUUCUCCUGGACGAGCCUACGAAUCAUCUGGAUUUGAGGGCCGUGAUCUGGCUGGAAGAGUACCUUAUGCGCUGGAAGAAGACAUUGAUUGUGGUUUCUCACGAUCGUGACUUUCUCAACUCAGUUUCAACAGAUAUCAUUCACUUGCAUGAUGAGAAGCUGCAUUUUUACAAGGGAAAUUUCGGUGCAUUUGAAGAGAUGUAUGAGCAAAAGCGACGCGAGAACAACAAAAAGUUUGAAAUUUAUGAAAAGCAGUUGAAGGCAGCUAAACGAAGUGGCAGCAAAGCUCAGCAAGACAAGGUGAAAGAUCGAGCGAAAAUGGCUGCAGGAAAGGAAGCUAAGUCCAAGGGUAAAUCGAAAGCAGCUGCCGACAGUGAUGAAGUUGCUGUGGAUGCCCCUCACAGGUGGUCUGAUUACGAAGUCAAGUUCCACUUUCCGGAACCUACAGAACUUACGCCUCCAUUGCUCCAACUCAUGGACGUGGGAUUCAGUUAUCCUGGCAGAGACGACUUUAGCCUCCAGAAUAUUGAUGUGGGUGUUGAUAUGGGUACCAGAGUGGCAAUUGUGGGACCAAAUGGUGCCGGUAAGUCGACCCUCUUGAAUCUGUUGGCAGGAGAUCUGCAGCCUUCUGAAGGUCAAUCCAGACAAAGUCAAAAGCUCAGAGUUGGCAGGUAUUCUCAACAUUUUGUGGAUUUAUUGCAAAUGGAUGAAACACCUGUGCAAUAUCUCUUGAGGCUCUAUCCUGAGCAGGAGGGUCCUAGCAAACAAGAAGCCGUUCGGGCCAAGCUGGGGAAGUUUGGUUUACCCAGCCACAAUCACCUUACUCCAAUCGUGAAGCUGUCCGGAGGGCAGAAGUCGAGAGUUGUCUUCACAUCUAUCAGCAUGGCCCGGCCACACAUUUUGCUUCUGGAUGAGCCUACGAACCAUCUAGAUAUGCAGAGUAUUGAUGCUUUGGCGGACGCCUUGGAUGAGUUCACAGGUGGAGUUGUUCUGGUCAGUCACGAUUCUCGUUUGAUCUCAAGAGUGUGUGAAGAUGAAGAACGAAGUGAGAUUUGGGUCGUUGAGGACGGAACUGUAAGUAAAUUCCCAGGAAGUUUUGAGGAAUACAAGUUGGACCUCAUCAAGGAAAUUGUUGCUGAGGUCGAGGAGUAGCCUGUGCCUCACCACUGGUGAAGUCACUUGUAACCUUAGUCCUUCUUUUCUUUUCAUCUCCCCUUCCUUACUGAUGUCCAAUUGAGGAUCAAAAGAUAUAUCCCUUCGAAGUUGUCAAGUGAGGUGUAUUUUAGAAUGCCGGUACGACAUGUAGCUUAAUGUGGACCUUCAUUUACUUUGCCCAUGCCAGUGAGCAGCUCUUUGCGCUCCUGACCUUGAGGUUCUGCAUACCACAUCCCAACGGCUCCAUGUCUUGAGCCGGUGCUUGGGAUGUUGACCGUCUUAGUCGAACGCGGAGGAAAUUUAGGAAGAUGUGUUUCUUGGGAGUUGCUUCUAGUUCUGGAGGAGCAGAGGCUGAAGUGUUCGGCUGUUGUCUUUUCUUCUGGAGAUGGUCAACAGAAACUGGGUUACUGAUUUUUGAAGUUUAAUACUGAUCAAGUCUGCACGAAGAGAUCAUAUCUGCCUAACAUGUGCCUGUAUUGGUGAAGGGACACAGAGAUGAAAAUUUGAGUCUUGCCGAAGUAUAGCUUCUCGGGAAGUUUUUCUUAGUAUUUGAGAUAAAGGUCAAGUAGGCUGACUGACGAGAAUAGGAGACAUGACAUCAAAGGGUGAGCCCAAAUGUUGAUAGGAACUUUUUCUCCUAUUUCAAUGGAUGAAGUCGAGCUGCUCUCAUUUAUUGUCUUCGAUUAUUGAAACCCUUCGUCUUAUUUUU
This is a messenger RNA of Marchantia polymorpha subsp. ruderalis, 3870 nucleotides long. NCBI's taxonomy places the organism in Eukaryota, Viridiplantae, Streptophyta, Marchantiopsida, Marchantiales, Marchantiaceae. The record is from the annotation of a GenBank genome assembly.